Molecule: messenger RNA, 8814 nt
Organism: Coregonus sp. 'balchen'
Lineage: Eukaryota; Metazoa; Chordata; Actinopteri; Salmoniformes; Salmonidae
Source: the annotation of a GenBank genome assembly
GGGGACUUCACCACCACACACCCUCUACCUGCUGUCAAGGUGAAGUUGUUCACUGAGAGCACAGGAGUCCUGGCCCUGGAAGACAAAGAGCUGGGCAGGGUAAGAGCCUACAGAACUGGAGCCAGACAUAGGCACAGUUAGCAACAAACUUUCUUUUCAGAUUUCAAAAUGGUUGCCACUUUGAUGUAAAUAUGGAGUGCUAUGAUCUUAUACAUACAUUAUACAUAUACUUAUACAUAUACAUUGAUACAACCUUACAUGGCUGUGUGUUUUAUGUAUGACUUGACUAUAAAUAGGUACAUUGUAUGUGUCUUUGUGCUUCCAGGUGGUGCUCCAUCCGACCCCGAACAGCCCCAAACAGUCCGAACUACACAAGAUGUCCGUGUCCAAAGGCUGCCCUGACAGUGACCUGAAGAUCAAACUGGCCAUCCGCAUGGACAAGCCACAAAACAUGAAGCACUGUGGGUAAGCUACGCUGCGUGGAAACUAGAUCAAAACAUAUUGUUGUCAGACGCAGUGGUAUGCUGCCAUCUAGUGGUGCCGACCAUUAGUGCAUAACACACACUUCCAGACGGCAGAUCAACUGUGACCAAAGCAGGCAACCUUUAUCUUUAACCUUAAACAUUACAUCUAUUAUCUUCAACAUACAUUGAAUAUGACUAUGUAAUUGGCACUGUGACAUCUGACAUUUUAAAAUGUUAUCAAAUAUUGUUGUACUGCAUUUAUCAAGCCUCCAUAAUGUUUGCUAAAGAACAAAAGGAAGUCUUUACAUUUACGUCAUUUAGCAGACGCUCUUAUCCAGAGCGACUUACAUUAUUUAAAAAAAAAAUCCUACCCCCUGUGGGAAUCGAACCCACAACCCUGGCGUUGCAAACGCCAUGCUCUAUCAACUGAGCUACAUCCCUGCCGGCCAUUCCCUCCCCUACCCUGGACAACGCUGGGCCAAUUGCGCGCCGCCCCAUGGGUCUCCCGGUCACGGCCGGCUACGACAGAGCCUGGAUUCAAACCAGGAUCUCUAGUGGCACAGCUAGCACUGCAAUGCAGUGCCUUAGACCACUGUGCCACUCGGGAACCUAGUGGCGCAGUCUUCUCCUUCAGUACAUCACUGCUUUCUUGGUGCCAUUUCCUGGGCUCAGUCAUAAAGAAAGUGUACAUAUCCUCACACUAAUACAAACAUGUAAGACCUGACCAUGUUAAAGAGCACAUUGAAUAAGAGUGAGAACUCUGACUGUCAUGAAUGGAUAUCAAGUAAAAGGUAUUGACAGCCUCCUCACCCCAGAUCAAAUAGCAAAUAAUGAUUGUGAUUAGGCUAAUGGCUAGUGAUAUAAGUGAUGUGACAGCGCCAACUCAGAGACAUAAGGACAUGUUAACGUCACACUUCUUCCUUCCUCCUCCUCCGGUCUCCUCCACUGUGUGUGUGUCCUGCUCUAUGGGGGAAGCCCAGUGUCUGGGCUUUAAGGAGCUCCGCCUGUCUCCCUCAUUCACUCUCCUCCAUAUGCUUCCUGUACAGGGCCUGUGGGGCCUGAUGUGAUGCUGGGGUGGCCCUACGGUAGCCUGCGUUGGGGCCUUAUGCUCCCUGUACCAGCCUCUGCCUGGCAGGCUGCUGGCAGUCCCCUUUCCCGCUGCUCCUUGGGCACUAGUUUAUUCAGAGAGACAAGCCCUGAUGCCCCUAAACUAACCAGGGGGGUACACAGGCAGAGGGAGGCAGGCCCGUGUACCCCUAGCCCGGCCAGGGGGAAGAGCAGACAGAGGCAGGCAGAGCUAGGGUCCUCGCCCUCAGAUGUUCAUUUCUUCACAACACAACAUGAUACACAGCAAAACAACAUAUUCUGCCCUCCCACAGACUCAAGACUGAUAGAAGAAAAAAAAGAAAAAUGUAUGCACUCACUACUUACUGUACAUCACUCUGGAUAAGAGUGUCUGCUAAAUGACAAAAAUGUCAAUCUAAUGAUAGCACUCAGCAAACCAGAGCACAGUGAUCAUACCCACAUUUAUGGAUGUCCACUGGCUCAAACUGUAGCUGGAGUUCUGGAUGUGUCAGGAUCAUUCAUGGCACUCCCAUCCCUGAACCAUGUUCUGCUCAGUUGGUAGAGCAUGGCAUUUGCAACGCCAGGGUUGUGGGUUCGAUUCCAGUAUAAAAAUAAAAAUGUAUGCACUCACUAACUGUAAGUUGAUCUGGAUAAGAGCGUCUGCUAAAUGACUAAAAUGUAAAAUGUAAAUGUAAUUAAGUUAAUAUCAGAAAACAGGUCAUUUCCUUUCACAAACAGAAGAUGGGUUGUUCUAGCUCGAAAACCUUUUCACAGGAUAAGGUAGCAGUAACAACUUUUUACCAUAAGAGGUCAGCAGAGACCUUGUACUGUAACACAAGCAUCUCCGCUAUUGUUCGCCAAUUGCCAUUCACUCAAGGUGUUGUAUAUAUUGCUCAUUGUAACAUAAAAGGACAAAUUAAUAUGCUUUUUGAGCAUGUCACCUCUUUAUGAAAUAAUGAUGCAACACAAGGUUUAAUAUUGUAAAGCAGCCUCUGUAGAAAGGCCAUCCACCAUUGUCCACACAACCUGUUACUAACUAUUUGCUUUGUUUACUUAGGUACCUAUGGGCUAUUGGUAAAAAUGUGUGGAAGAGAUGGAAGAAGAGAUUCUUUGUUUUGGUGCAGGUAAGAACAAAAGACCACUAAAUAACCAUGGUCAGCACUAAUCCAAUAAGUAAGAUGUUAUGUUUUUGAUCUGUCAAGCUUUGGUACGUGUCUUCCUCUAGUUGACUGGGGUUCUAAAGGUGUAAGCCAGUUCUUGUCAGGAGCUUUGUAGCUGUAGCAGCCAUUUUCUGUCUGUCCUCAUUUGGAGAAGCAUGCUUUCUCCUCUGUGUUCGGGAGGAUAUGUCUCAGAGCGAGGAGUUGACAGGCGAUUGACAAACCAGAGUGUACGCUGGCUGGCCUAGCACUCGCAGCUAAAUGAGCCCACGGAAUGCUCGUCUCGCUCGCUCUCAGCUGUACAUACAGCAAGUGACAAAUACCGGUCAAUAGACUGCCUGUGUGUGUAUGUGUGUGUGUGUCAUGUGCAAGUGUGUUUCUUAGAGAGACAUAGCUUUGUGUUUGUGUAUAAUUUCAUUUGUAAAUGUUUUACUUUUUCUCUUAUGUUUUGGUUAUGUUAAGUCGCGUGUAAGUAUUCAAGACAUUCAAUAUUCUAUUGGUGUUAUGGUGGACUCAAAUGUAUUUGGACUUUUGGUCUUCAGAAUUGGCAAAAUUAUUAUAUUUUCAAAGUGAAGGGCAAAUAUGUUUAGUUCGCUUUACUAUCAAUAUAGUAUGUCCCAUUUGUGUCUUGGUGUUGUCUGAAAAUACAAAAUUCAGCAGUGAAGUAGUACAAAACUGUAGGUGUUGAUUCAUACUUUUACUAUGCUUCUUAUACAUACGAAAAAUGGAAAUAGCCUAUGAAAAGACAACAGUGUGCCAACUUCAGCUGGUUCAGGAGAUAUAUUAAAUAGAAAUGAAUCAUUUAAGUGAGAAACAAAAUGUUUGCAUUUAUUUCUGAGAUUGUUGUGUUAAUUACUGUGGAUGUGAUUCACCAACACCACUCUGUGAUGUUCAACCCUCCUUCUCUGAAAUAACAAAAUGCAAAUUCACAUCCGCUGCAUGCCGAAUGUGGCACACACAAACACACACACAAACACACACACACACAAACACACACUUUCUGAAUGCCAUUUGAUUGACAUUUGCCUUGAUACUCAUAAAUAGCACAGCUUACACUGGGGGGUAUUUAUUUCAGUCGCGGAAGAUUCGUUUCCUGUUGAAUUAUUCAUGAGUUGUUAAUUACAUGGAGUGAGUAGAUCAUUUACAGUGCUGGGUGAUGGACGCUGGCACCACCCAUGAAACAUGGUAGCAACACGCCAACAACACGUCAGGUACACGUAAACAGCGUUCUACAGGUGUAGAGCUGUCAUAGCACAGCCUGUAAACAUGCUAGAUGUGCCAUGGAAAACAAGAACGAGUCAGGGGUUGAACAUCCCACGAGGUGGCUGUCGUGAUGGUUCAUCCCAUGUAACCCUCUCACUAUUCCUGUGUGUUAAGUCCCCUCUCUCCGUUCAUACCCAGUGAAAGUGGAAAGCAUUAAUAUCAAAGGCGUCGCCCUCAGCUGAACCAAGUCCCAUCACGAGAGGCAAAAACGCCACUCUAAACCUGUGAAACUGUGUUUUGUCUAAAUUGAGUCGAGGGAUCACAAUUAAGCGGCUUGCUCCCUAAACCAAACUCUCGCCAGCCCCCUCCUACCCCCACCCACGUUCAGAUAGAGUUCAUCCUGCCUGUAGUGGUAUCUGGCUAGUUGAAUGCCCGGACAGGUCACUGCUCAACAGAACAGAUUGGAGCCAUAAACCACAUGUUUAUGAUGCAAAGUGAACUGUAAUUAUUCAGCAGUCUGGAGGCUGUCCUCAAAGACACCCAGAAGCAGCCACUCUCUCACUCUGUCCCCUACCACACUAUCCUUCUUUCUCCCUCCCUCCUUCUCUCACUCGAUCUUUUCUCUUUACUUCUCUGUUCACUUACUCUCUUUCUUUCUUCUUCUUCUUUCUUCUUUCUUUCUUUCUUUCUUUCUUUCUUUCUUUCUUUCUUUCUUUCUUUCUUUCUUUCUUUCUUUCUUUCUUUCUUUCUUUCUUUCUUUCUUUCUUUCUUUCUUUCUUUUCUAUCUAUCUGCUGAUAUGUGAUGGCUUUGGAGUGAAGUCUUAAGCAUUUUCAUAUGACAACUGAUCUCUGGCCUGCUCCCCAGCCCCACCCCACCCCCAUCACACAAUCCAAUUUAUAGACUCAACCAGUGGUGGAAAAAGUACCCAACUGUCAUACUUGAGUAAAAGUAAAGAUACCUUAAUAGAAAAUUACUAAAGUAAAAGUGAAAGGCACCCAGUAAAAUCCUACUUGAGUAAAAGUCUAAAAGUAUUUGGUUUCAAAUAUACUUAAGUAUCAAAAGCAAAAGUAAAAGUAUAAACCAGACGGCACCAUUUUCAUGUUUUCUUUAUUUACGGAUAGCCAGGGGCAUGCUCCAACACUCAGACAUAAUUUACAAACGAGGCAUGUGUUUAGUGAGUCCGCUAGAUCAGAGGCAGUAGGGAUAACCAGGGAUGUUCUCUUGGUAAGUGUUUGAAUUAGACCAUAUGCCUGUCCUGCUAAGCAUUCAAAAUGUACUUUUGGGUGUCAGGGGAAAUGUAUGGUGUAAAAAGUACAUUAUCUUCUUUAGGAAUGUAGUGAAGUAAAAUUAAAAGUUGUCAGAAAUAUAAAGAGUAAAGUAAAGUACAGAUACCCAAAAAAACUACUUAAGUAGUACUUGAAAGUAUUUUUACUUAAGUACUUUACACAACUACUCGCUACAAUAACAAGGUUAUUUAAAAGAGCAAAGCAUGUAGGGUAAUCAGGGAGCAAAGUCAUUUAGAAUCCUUUAACCGUCAGUUUGACAGCAGGUCAGCCAGCCUUAAGGUCCAUAGAGUCCUGCUCUGUCUCUGUCUGUGUGUUUGUCUCGCCUGGCCCUGACAGAUCCAAACUUUAGCAGGCAGGGGGACGUGAGGCUGAAGUGGGUGGAGAAAGAGGCAGGCGAGGGGGUGGGAAGGAGAGGGGAGUUCUGAUGUGCCCCAGGGACGUCCCGAAGGCAAGGGGGCACCGUGGAGCUGGGUAGUGGCACCGGCGGCCCAGCAAGUUCCACCCGGGGCCUCAUCAGAGCCCUGACAGUGAAUCUCUGUUGUCACACAGAGGCAAGCUGCAGCCAGUGAGAGCUGCCACUUGCAGCAGAGGUGAACAAUAGCGUGGUAUUGGCUGGGAUCCUCGGCGUUGCCAGUGGCACUGACUGGCAAAUAGAAGUAGGGAUACUAUAUUGUGAAAAGGGGGUAACUACUGCAGUCGUCUGUCAUCGCUGAGUGACAGAAGUAAGGGAAAAGAAGAAACAGAUAAUGGCAAAGGAAAAGGAAAAGAAAAAUGAAAGAAAAAAAAAAAAACAAUACGCAUAUAUGAUUAUAUAAAAAAACUCUAUAUCUAUAUCUCUUACUAUAUAUAUAUAUAUAUAUAUUUCUAUUUCUUCUUCUCUUUCUCUUUCGCUUCUCUCUAUCUCAUCUCUAUCUCUACUCUUCUCUUGUCUCUCUCUCUCUCUCUCUCUCGCUCUCUCUCUCUCUCUCUCUUCUCUCUCUCUGGUCCUUUGUCAGUAGCAGACUAAGCCUGCUUAUCACUGUAUCAGGUUGGAUAGAUACACACUCACACUCAAGCAUACACAUACUCUCUCUCAUCAACAUAAGUUACUUUUACCAGCCCCCCCUCCCCUGGUUCGGCCACUUCAUUCAUCUAAUUAUAAUGUGAUUAUCCUUGUAUACCCACACACACUCACACACACAUUACUGACAAGAGGUUCAAGAGUGGGCAACACAGCUGUCACUUAUCCCCUCCCAUACUCUCACACACACAUUCACUAUUGCAUGCACACACACACACAUACAUACAUACACACACACACACACACACACACACACACACACACACACACACACACACACACACACAGAUUGUUUUCCCAUAUGCCUAUUUUGACCAGCAUCUGGUCACCAUCUAUGCCUGGUGAUUGGCUCAUUAACCCUUGUGUGACCAUCUCUCCCAGUUGGUUAUCACAAACAAGUGGUCCAAGGCCUGGGUUAGGGAGCAUGAUGUUUGAGAUCAAGGUUACAGUACAACUGGGAUAAGUAGAACUGAUAAGAUGUAAUGCUUUCUUUCAGUCUGUUAUUUACCUGGUAUACUAAAAUGGUAGCUACAUAGUAAUUACUAGGCAGUUUACCAAUGUUAUGCCAUUUUCGGCAGUAAGUCCCAGUAUGAAUUACCUUGAGAAAUACCAGGUAAAUAGCAGCUGGAAUAGCACCAUGAGAUAAAGUGUACAGUAACUAAUAGUAGCCCUCUGUCCCCUCCCUCUGUGGUACAGGUGAGCCAGUACACCUUUGCCAUGUGCAGCUACAGAGAGAAGAAGGCAGAGCCUGUGGAGCUGCUCCAACUGGACGGCUACACUGUAGACUACACCGACCCUCAGCCAGGUACAGUACUACACCACACACACACACACCGACCCUCAGCCAGGUACAGUAAUACACCACACACACACACACCGACCCUCAGCCAGGUACAGUAAUACACCACACACACACACACCGACCCUCAGCCAGGUACAGUAAUACACCACACACACACACCGACGCUCAGCCAGGUACAGUAAAACACCACACACACACACACCAACCCUCAGCCAGGUACAGUAAUACACCACACACACACACACACACACCGACCCUCAGCCAGGUACAGUAGCCUGUGCAAAUGGCAAUCAGAUUCCUUUUCUAGAGAUAACUUCCAUGACUCACUACUAGUUACGCUAGUAACAGGGCCUAAAUACACUACAUGACCAAAAGUAUGUGGACACCUGCUCGUCGAACAUCUCAUUCCAAAAUCAUGGGCAUUAAUAUGGAGUAGGUCCCCCCAUUUGCUGCUAUAACAGCCUCCACUCUUCUGGGAAGGCUUUCCACUAGAUGUUGGAACAUUGCUGCGGGGACUUGCUUCCAUUCAGCCACAAGAGCAUUAGUGAGGUCGGGCACUGAUGUUCGGUGAUUAGGCCUGGCUCGCAGUUGUCGUUCCAAUUCAUCCCAAAGGUGUUCGAUGGGGUUGAUGUCAGGGCUCAGUGCAGACCAGUCAAGUUCUUCAACACCGAUCUCGACAAACCAUUUCUGUAUUGACCUCGCUUCGUGCACGGGGGCAUUGUCAUGCUGAAACAGGAAAGGGCCUUCCCCAAACUUUUGCCACAAAGUUGGAAGCACAGGAUUGUCUAGAAUGUCAUGGUAUGCGUAUGCUGUAGCGUUAAGAUGUCCCUUCACUUGAACUAAGGGGCCUAGCCCAAACCAUGAAAAACAGCUCCAGACCAUUAUUCCUGCUCCACCAAACUUUACAGUUGGCACUAUGCAUUGGGGCAGGUAGCGUUCUCCUGGCAUCUGCCAAACGGAGAUUCUGCCUAACGGAGAUUCGUCCCUCGGACUGCCAGAUGGUGAAGCGUGAUUCAUAACUUCAAAGAAAGCGUUUCCACCUUCGCGUUGCGCAUUGUGAUCUUUACAUGACUGCUCGGCAAUAACAGCACCUACAGUUGACCGGGGCAGCUCUAGCAGGGCAAAAAUUUGACAAACUGACUUGUUGGAAAGGUGGCAUCCUAUGACGGUGCCACGUUGAAAGUUACUGAGCUCUUCAGUAAGGCCAUUGUUUGUCUAUGGAGAUUGCAUGGCGGUGUGCUCGAUUUUAUACACCUGUCAGCAACGAGUGUGGCUGAAAUAGCCGGAUCCACUAAUUUGAAGGGGUGUCCACAUACUUUUGUAUAUAUAGUGAAUAUUGCGCUGGUAUCUACAUGUAGCACUAGCCCUACAAACACUGCUAACCGUAAUUAUUCCUUAGGUCUUGACGGUGGGAGGACCUUCUUCAACGCGGUAAAGGAAGGCGACACUGUGAUCUUUGCCAGUGAUGACGAGCAGGACCGCAUCCUGUGGGUCCAGGCCAUGUACCGGGCCACGGGCCAAUCCCACAAACCCAUCCCCCCCACCCAGGUCCAGAAACUCAACAACAGAGCGGGCUCCGCACCCCAGCUAGACGCACCCAUCUCCCAGUUCUGUAAGUGCCACCCAUGUUGUGCCCACGAGACCCACAACACUCAGAGUAGCUCUCACUGUUUCAGCUACAGUACCCAGCAAACUACCGCCCUAAUGUACAAUGCUGUUAUGUUUAAUCAAAUUCAAUAUCUAUCGAGAUACAGAUUUUAUUGGACUCCUUUUUGA